AUGGCAACCAGCGAUACCAAAUUUUAUUGUUUUGGAAAUAUCAUGAACGACGAUUUCCAAUUUUUAUCAAUAAUUACUAAACGUAUUUUAGUUAUACAAGGUUCAUCUGCAGAAUCAGAAAAACAUUUUUCAGCUGGUGGAAUUAUUGUUAAUGAAAGACGAGGAUGUUUGAGUGAAAGUUCAGUCGAAGCAUUGAUCGUCUUACGUGAAGCUUAUUUAAAUAAAACGUGGCCUAAAUCCAAACAUGGUUUGAACGAUGCAGCUCAAAAUCAUCAUGAUCAACAACGUGAGCCAUAA
Adineta ricciae is the source of this 297-nucleotide messenger RNA. The record is from the annotation of a GenBank genome assembly. Lineage: Eukaryota; Metazoa; Rotifera; Eurotatoria; Adinetida; Adinetidae.